This is a messenger RNA of Leptidea sinapis, 1699 nucleotides long. RefSeq names its product protein THEM6-like. The coding region runs from base 149 to 850 and encodes 233 amino acids. The record is from RefSeq and is a predicted model, not a curated record. The transcript has 5 exons. Lineage: Eukaryota; Metazoa; Arthropoda; Insecta; Lepidoptera; Pieridae.
UGCGUAACGUUUCUUGACACCGGUAUGAACCUAUGAAACCCAAGUAAAGUCUUUUAUUAAUCGAGAAUAAAACACUGUACACUGCAUAUUAUAUAAAUAUUAGCCAUGUUUUAAUUGUGUGUAGGGCGACCAUAAAAUAUCAGACAAAAUGUGGAGUGUUUGUGUUCCCGGCUGGAGUGUCAUCCUUGUGGCUGGAACAUUAUUACUGUAUGGAACCCUGGACGUUGCCUACUUCGCCAGAAUGAUGUACACCGUAACAAAAGCGAGAUACUUCAGAAAGAAAGCCUGCAUUUUAGAUACAACGGAAGUUCAAUCAUGGUGCCUACUCACCGACAUAGAUACACUGCUGUAUCACAUGAACAACGCGCGGUACCUUCGCGAGUUGGACUUUGCCCGGGCAGACUUCUACGAAAGGACGGGCCUGUACUCAAGCAUUAAGGCUGCGGGUGGUGCUGUACUUCAGGCCGCCGCCACCAUUCGAUACAGAAGAUACGUGAAGCCUUUCUCCAAAUUUAAAAUAACUUCGAAAGCUGUCUUUUGGGACGAUAAGACCUUGUUCAUGGAACACGAAUUCAUCGGACCUGGUGGCUUCAUCCACGCAGUGGCUGUCUGUAGGCAGAGGGUCAUAGACAUUUCAGCAUCAACUAUCGUUGAGCUGCUACUCCAAUUGCAUUGUGGAGGAACAUGCAAGCCUCAUCCUCAGAAGAUGCCACCCGAGUUGGAAUUAUGGGUACAAAGCAACGAACUCAGUUCAGCGAAACUCAGAUCACAAACCAUACCAGUACCAAUCCCCGCUAUCGAAGUACCCCCGCCAACGGAAUGCGGGGAAGUUAUCACUUCGACCGAGUGAGACUUGCCCCACUGCCCGGAAGGAGAACUGAGACAUCGGAAUGUGUAAGUGAGAUAGAUAGAGGGUAUCGGGUUCGGGCAGUGACGACAACGGCCAUUUCAAAUCGGUACGUCAUCGGGAGUGCACAGUGCAUAUUAUGACGCUUGUGUGAACUUAAAUAAUGUUUUCUUGUACUUGUUGCCAUUGUGAUUAUAUAUCGCCAAAGUCGUGUGUUAAUUUGAAUUUUGUGGAAGUAUAUUUAUUAUAAAUUUCAUUUUCAUCAAGUUUGUAAAACUCAUUACUUACCUCAUAGCUAAAUUGUGCGCACAUAAUAUUUGAUAUUAUCGUCAUUAUUUUGUUAUUUGUAUCAUAUUUAAUCAUUUUGAGUUUUUGAGAAAUUUAAAUGUUAUCCUAAUUAUAUACGGGAACCGUGAAUGAUGAGUAGCUGACACUGUAGUAGUGUUAAAAACAUAAUAUUUCAUCUUUAAUUAGUUUAGGUAAACUAAGAAUUACAUGUUAAUAAUUAUAAAAAUGGACUUUUAAAUAAACGUAAAUGAAAAAAAUGUAUAAACGCUGAAUUGAAUCCUCAAGUAAAAAAGUACUUACUCAGUGUGUAUUUGAAAUUGCAUAGACAUCAGAACUUUAUAUUUUUUAGAAGUUAUACUUUCUUUUGGCACGAUGGAGAAAAAUGAUGAGAGUGAAUUUUUUAGAUGCGCGCGCACACCGACACCUGAAUUCUACAUCGUGAAGUUAGUUCUAGGUGGCAUGAAAAUCGAUAACUAUGUUCAAGUUGUAUAUUCUAGUAUUUUUAUAUUUAGAACACGUGUUUCGUUACAGUAUAAUUAAACAGUGUGAAUAAAUGAAUAUUAA